AUGGAAGGGAGCGGUAUAGAUCUAUAUGCAGCAAACCCCGUAGUCAUGAAGUCAAACAGAACACUUCUCAGUUUCAAAUACAUGGACUUCUCGUUCAUAAUCUUCUCAAUAGAAAUGUAUCAACUUGCACCCAUUGCAACUCCCCCAGCUUUCCAAGCGCAUCCAUCAAUCUCCCCCACGAACUGUAACCCCGCCAUCCCACCCCAAUCUCUCGAGCCAUUGUUCCGGACAUUCAUAUGA
Plenodomus lingam JN3 is the source of this 240-nucleotide messenger RNA. The record is from RefSeq and is a predicted model, not a curated record. Lineage: Eukaryota; Fungi; Ascomycota; Dothideomycetes; Pleosporales; Leptosphaeriaceae.